Messenger RNA from Terrapene triunguis (Three-toed box turtle), 2482 nucleotides. RefSeq names its product SRY-box transcription factor 7 (gene SOX7). NCBI's taxonomy places the organism in Eukaryota, Metazoa, Chordata, Testudines, Emydidae. Bases 1 to 1143 code for a protein of 380 amino acids. The record is from RefSeq and is a predicted model, not a curated record. Gene Ontology annotation, molecular function: DNA-binding transcription factor activity, RNA polymerase II-specific; RNA polymerase II cis-regulatory region sequence-specific DNA binding. Gene Ontology annotation, biological process: anatomical structure morphogenesis; regulation of DNA-templated transcription; cell differentiation. The transcript has 2 exons.
AUGGCUUCCCUGCUGGGCUCCUACCCGUGGUCCGAGAGCCUGGAUUGCUCCGCCCUGGACGGGGAGCUCCCGGAGGGGCUCUCCCCGCCGGCCGCGCACCGCUCCCCGGGGGAGAAGGGCUCGGAGCCCCGCAUCAGGAGACCCAUGAACGCCUUCAUGGUGUGGGCGAAGGACGAGAGGAAGCGGCUGGCGGUGCAGAACCCGGACCUGCACAACGCGGAACUCAGCAAGAUGCUCGGCAAGUCCUGGAAAUCUCUGAGCCCUUCCCAGAAGAGACCUUACGUGGAGGAGGCGGAAAGACUGAGGGUGCAGCACAUGCAAGAUUACCCCAACUACAAAUACCGGCCCAGGAGGAAGAAGCAGGUCAAGCGGAUCUGCAAGCGGGUGGAUCCAGGCUUUCUGCUGGGGAACCUCGCCAGGGAUCAGAACUCGGUGCCGGAGAAGCGGGCCUGCGGCAGGACAGUGGGGGGAAAGGAGGGGCAGGGUGAGUACUCGCCUGGCCCGGUAUUGCAGAGCAUCAGGGGCUACAGGGAGGCCCAGGCCAGCAGCAGCAGCAGCACCAACAUGGACACCUACCCCUACGGGUUGCCCACCCCGCCUGAGAUGUCCCCUUUGGAUGUGAUAGACCCUGAGCAGAGCUUCUUCUCCUCCCCAGGCCCGGAGGAGCAUCACCACCCCCAUAUGACUGGGGCCCCUUACUCUCCAGAGUACUCCACCAGCCCCCUCCAGUGUAACCACCAUCCCCUUGGCCCCAUGUCCAUCCCUCAGCCCAGCACCUCCAUGAUCCCCCCAAUCCCCAGCUGCCCCCCUCCUCCUCCUCCCACCUACUACACGCCAGCCUUCCACCCCAUCCACUCCCCCAACCUCCAGGCCCAUCUUGGUCAGCUCUCCCCGCCCCCUGAACACCACGGCUUUGACAGCCUGGACCAGCUGAGCCAAGCAGAACUUCUGGGGGAGAUGGACCGCAAUGAGUUUGACCAGUAUCUCAACACUCCCGGCCACUCAGACCACAGCGAGAUGAUAAUCAAUGGACACGUCCAGGUGUCUCAGGUUGCAGGUGGCUCGCCCUCUACAGAGACUAGCCUCAUCUCCGUCCUAGCAGAUGCCACUGCUACCUACUACAACAACUACAGCGUCUCCUAGGCCAGAAGGAGCAGGGCCUGUGGACUGGCCGAGGACAGACCCUACAGUAUUAUUGGCAUGGCUCCAUGUACACAACAGCUGGUGGACACCUCGCUCCUCACCUCAGGGUUGCCAAGUCAGAACUGAAACGGUUUUGGAGCCUCCUUUCUGUCCUAGGUAAUGGAUUUUGCUUCUCAGACAUCCACUGGCAUCAAUAUUAAGUAUCCUGCUUUAAAAGGUAUUUGAUAUCCUGCUUCAGAAAAGGUCUGUGGUCAAGUCCCUUUUCCAAGCCAGCUGGUCACUGGCUACAGUCCUCCUACCAAUUUAUUUUAUAAGCAUGACAAGUCUUUGGAUGGUGGGUCUGAUUUUUCAGUGGCACCGGGGCCCAGCUCCGUAAAGGUAUUUAAGGUCCUAAUUUCCUGGAUCUGGGCCAGAGCUCCCUCAAUUCCAGCUGGAUCCCAUGGGGGCUGCAGAUUCUCAGCUCCUCUGAAAAAUCAGCCCCUGAGUCUUGUUCUGUGUAGCACUAUGCCCUUGUGGUAGGGAUGGGGGGGAAAGCAAAGAGGUGGCAAAUGAGUUAACGUAACCCUCUGAUCAGUGUGUGCCGCCUUCUGGGCCUGCUGGAGUGACUCCAUUACUGUCCCUACCUACAGAACCUGGCUCUUCAAGCUGUAGUCACUAGUUCAGUAAUGCAGGUUUCCAGUUCCAGUAUUGGCUAAGAUGGUGGCUGUCACAACCAGCUCUUGCUGUACAGAGAGAAUACGAUCAGGGGAUCAUGAAUGUCCUGUUCUCACGUAAUUACCCUACGUGACGAGCUUUAACCGAAGAGAGCUCUGAGGCGUUCAUUCAUAGCCGUGUGUGUUUUCUGUUGGCCUGGUCUUGCAUUCCCUAUGUACUCAACAGUUUCACGGAAGUGGCUGGGAGUUUUUGAGUGUGCACUAGCAUAAGGAAUGCAAUUCCGGUGAAGUCACUGGACUUGCAGUCCCUAGUGCCAGCAGUGUAUUUGGUCCUGUGUAUGCAAAGGCAUCUAUUCUAAUCUGUUGCACCCACAUAGCCCCCCUCUGUGCCUCUUUGGCUCCUGAAACUUUUUGUGGAUUUCAGUGGAACUCUGAGAGUGUAUGGAAGGAAAGAUCAGACCCAAGAAAGGAAAGAUCUGGCCCAGGGUGGAACCCUGAUGUCAUUCCCACCCCCCACCCUGAACAACUUGAGUGGGAGAGGAGGGUCACAAUAACUGGAACUGUGGUGCGGUGACACAACAUGGUCUUGUGAUAAUGGACUGACUGCUAGCUGCUCCAGCGGUAAGGUUACGGCUCAGCUUCUGUUUGAAGCUGAAUUUUGCGCACGCUAUAAAAUUCAGCUUGAC